Molecule: messenger RNA, 828 nt
Organism: Vanessa atalanta (red admiral)
Lineage: Eukaryota; Metazoa; Arthropoda; Insecta; Lepidoptera; Nymphalidae
Exons: 2
Coding region: 87-413 (108 amino acids)
Source: RefSeq, a predicted model, not a curated record
UUAGUCAUUCGACGCCGGAUUGUCGUCCAGUUUAAACCUACAUAUGCAAUGAUACAGUGUUUACAUAUGUUUUAUAUUGUUUCGACAUGCGUGUUUCGUCAAUAAUUUUAUUCUCAUGUUUUUUGUACUAUUGUGAAUCUUACGAUAUGAUCAUCGGUGAUACUGUGCACAGAAAAAUGGUAUUCCAUCAGAGGGUCAAGGAUUUCGCGAUACCAUUUAAAAAGAGAAUAAAAGUUUUAACGUACACAGAUCCGGAGAAAAGAAUCAUUAAGGGUAUAGCUGCUAUAGAUAAUGACUUUUCACACGCCAGCGCGAAUAUCACGGAUGGAGGAGUCGGUUUCUCACAUGUCACAGUCAGAAUGAAAAGUCAAAGGCAUCACCCGUUGAAUUUUGAAGUUGAAAUAUAUGUGUGAAAGGGCAAAAUGUGGACUUUGGUGUUUGAAACAUUGAUCGAGACAGAUUUGGUUUGAAAACUUAAACGUUUGUUGUAAUAAACAUACGACGCGAGACGUCUAUUUGUGUAUCGCAAUCCACUAUUAUUUGUUUAAUAUUCAUUAUUGUAUUGUUCGGAUUGGUAUUGUUUAUGUAUUGUAGUAUUAUUUUUUAUCUUCUCUUCGUGAAAAUGUAUGCUAAUAAUCUUUAUCAUCUUCAUUAUGAUAAAACAUAUUUCUCAAUAACUGGAAUGUAGGUACUUAUCUUCGAAGUAUCUUCCAUUUUUCAUUGUAUUUUUUACUACAAUUAUUUAUUUAUCUUUUUAUGCUACUUUCAAAUUAUAAAGUUAUCAAAAUGUACUAAAUGGACUUCGGUACAUUAUAAAUCCUCUGUUUA